UCUACACUCUACACACUCUACGACCCAGAGCAGCUGCUGGAAACUCUCCAGGCAAAAUGAAGAAACUGUUUUUAAUCCUCCUGUUGGCUGGACUGGCCUGUGAAACUUACCAGAGGGUGAUCCGGAGCGCCGAAGAUGACCAGGGCGACCAAGGAGGGAACCAAGAUGACAAUAAUGAUGAAGAGAGGGAAAACGAAGAAGAUGGAAACGACGAAGACAAAGGCAACGAUGGCGGUGACGACGACGACGAAGACGACGAUGGCGAAGACAAAGACAAUGAUGACGAAGACGAUGAUGAUGAUGAAGACGACGAUGGCGAAGACAAAGACAAUGAUGACGAAGACGACGAUGAUGAUGAAGACGAUGAUGGCGAAGACAAAGACAAUGAUGACGAAGACGAUGAUGAUGAUGAAGACGACGAUGGCGAAGACAAAGACAAUGAUGACGAAGACGAUGAUGAUGAUGAAGACGAUGAUGGCGGCGACGACGAUCACGAUGACAAAGACGAUGAUGGCGGCGACGACGAUCACGAUGACGAAGACGAUGGACACCAUGGUGAUGGGAGCAGCGACAGCACCUCUGACAGCGGCACAGGUAGCUCCAGCAGAGAUAGCGAGCAUGGCAGCGACAGCAGUGACGAUAGCAGCGAAGAGGGGUCGGACAGCGACAGCAGCGAGGAAGAGUGCUAUCAUGACACGGACGACGACUCGAGCGAAAGUAACCAGAAGAACGAUGAAGAAGAUGGCAACAACGGGAAAGACAACCAAGGCAAAAGUUACGGGCCCAAUGAGAAUUACGACAUCAAUGAAGAGGAGCACGACAACACCGAGGAGGCACCUGCUGACAGUUCGAGCGAUGGAACCAAAGACGAAGAGGGGGAUGCCGAGGGGGACACCAACGGGGGAUGGAACCAAAGACGAAGAGGGGAUGCCGAGGGGACACCAACGGCGGCUCUGAUCACGGUUCGCGCGAUGGAACCAAAGACGAAGAGGGGGAUGCCGAGGGGGACACCAACGGCGGCUCUGAUCACGGUUCGCGCGAUGGAACCAAAGACGAAGAGGGGGAUGCCGAGGGGGACACCAACGGCGGCUCUGAUCACGGUUCGCGCGAUGGAACCAAAGACGAAGAGGGGGAUGCCGAGGGGGACACCAACGGCGGCUCUGAUCACGGUUCGAGCGAUGGAACCAAAGACGAAGAGGGGGAUGCCGAGAGCAACUCAGGUGGCAGUGCGAAGAACCCUGAACCUCCAAGUGACAAUGGCAGCGCAAAACCAGCAAAAGGGUCAAGUAAGGCUGGAAAAUAAGACAUUCAAAUGA
Messenger RNA from Boleophthalmus pectinirostris (great blue-spotted mudskipper), 1316 nucleotides. RefSeq names its product serine-aspartate repeat-containing protein C-like. The coding region runs from base 57 to 1316 and encodes 419 amino acids. The transcript has 3 exons. NCBI's taxonomy places the organism in Eukaryota, Metazoa, Chordata, Actinopteri, Gobiiformes, Gobiidae. The record is from RefSeq and is a predicted model, not a curated record.